AUGGUGAAGUCAUCAUCGUGCAGCGAGAAACCAGCAGGGUUGAAGAAAGGGCCAUGGACUCCCGAGGAAGACCAGAAGCUCAUGUCUUACAUUCAACUACACGGCCAUGGAAGCUGGUCUUCCUUGCCUGCAAAAGCUGGACUCCGGAGGUGUGGGAAGAGCUGCAGACUGAGAUGGAUUAAUUAUCUAAGACCUGACAUCAAACGAGGCAACUUCAGCUCGCAGGAAGAUCAAACCAUUAUUCAACUUCAUGCCCUUCUCGGAAACAAAUGGUCGGUGAUAGCACAUCACUUGCCAAAGACAACAGACAAUGAGAUCAAGAAUUACUGGAACACCUGCCUGAAAAGGAGGCUCACCAGAAUGGGUAUAAACCCAACAACCCACAAGCCACUGAACGACGUCGUCAAGGACGCUGCCAACCUCAGCCAUAUGGCUCAGUGGGAGACUGCUCGGCUCGAGGCUGAAGCCAGGCAGCAAGUCAAAGAACACUCAAAGAUGCAGCUCCAGAACCAGCUCGGCUCCUCCUCCUCCUCCCAGCCUCAUUCUUGGUCGUCAACGUCAACUGAGAACACUCCCAUAAUGCGUAGCAUGUACGCCAUGAUGCUCGCCGCCGACGACCUCGAGUCGCCGGCGUCCACUUUGAGCUUCCCGGACACCGUCCCUACCAACUCCAAACGUACUGAUGGUAAUACUACCUUUGGGCUGAUCAGUCAAAGUUCACUUCCUUCCUCGUCUUCCCCUGUCACAGGCGGCGAAAUUAUGGCGGCGGUGGAAACAUUCAGAUCAACAGGGUAUGACUGUAAUUCCGUGCAGGAAGGUCUUCAUCAUGACGAUGUGUUUGGUGUCUUAAGUGUCGGGAAUGGAGGAAGCGACAACUUUGAGGAAGAGAGGCAAGAUUGGGAAGCCAUUCUCGAGUUGGUCAAUGGUUUGCCCUUAUCAGCACCCUGUUUUCCUGAGCUGUGA
Molecule: messenger RNA, 963 nt
Organism: Neltuma alba
Lineage: Eukaryota; Viridiplantae; Streptophyta; Magnoliopsida; Fabales; Fabaceae
Product: transcription factor MYB106-like
Exons: 4
Coding region: 1-963 (320 amino acids)
Source: RefSeq, a predicted model, not a curated record